AUGAUCGGAACCGAAAGAACAACCGCUCGUAACAGACUCAGAUCCUCCUCUCCUGAACCCGACGCCGAUUCUCUCCACGAAAGUUCUAAUCGUGGUACAGGUAGAAGCCACGGAAACUCUAUUCCGUUGUUCAAAAAUGUCAAAAUCAAACUGCUUAUUGCCGUCACCUUCUUCUUCAUCACUUUGUUUCUCAUUCGUCACUUUGUUGAUUCCGUUGCAGAACCUCAUCUUCCUCGCGUUGUUACGCCAUUUCCUGCGCCAAAGAUCAUGGACCUUCCUCAGUUUCAAGGAGAGCACAAGGAGAGUUUGUAUUGGGGGACUUACCGUCCCCAUCUCUAUCUUGGAAUUCGUGCAAGGACUCCACAAUCUUUGACGGCUGGACUAAUGUGGAUUGGUGUGAAAGACGGCAGUAAUCACUUGAGGCAUGUCUGCAAACAUGAGGAUGAAUUAAGUGCUUAUGGUUGGAUAAAGCAUAAUGGACGUGAUUAUGGGCAUCAAGUAUUAGUUGACCAUGGCCUGAUCUUGACUACUGAGUUCUUAAAAUCAAAUGGGGAUGGCAGCGGUUAUGGAGGCGACUGGGCAGUUCGAAUUAAUGUGCAGAUUGAUAAGUCUAAGUGGAAUGAGGAAUUUGGGAAAGGCGGACAGCUCUUUUUCUAUCUGGCUGAUGAAGGUGGUAAUGUUCUUAAUGUAGGUAGAGAAAAAUUGAGCAUUCGCGAGAGUUCAUUACUUGCAUCUGGCUCUCGAACUGACAUUGGAGACUGGCAGCUACAUUUAAAGUCAACGGAAGACUUGAUUAGGUGCAAAAUAUCAGGCUACCAUAUGAUACAAAUGAGACUCAUUGCUCUAAUUUGCAAAGCUUUAACUCACAAAAUGGUUGUUUCAACAUCUAAACCUAAUAAGUUCACAUGUAGUUUAAUAGUCAUAGCUUGUUAA
Molecule: messenger RNA, 933 nt
Organism: Lathyrus sativus (Indian pea)
Lineage: Eukaryota; Viridiplantae; Streptophyta; Magnoliopsida; Fabales; Fabaceae
Source: the annotation of a GenBank genome assembly